Messenger RNA from Meira miltonrushii, 1394 nucleotides. RefSeq names its product putative NADH2 dehydrogenase 40K chain. NCBI's taxonomy places the organism in Eukaryota, Fungi, Basidiomycota, Exobasidiomycetes, Exobasidiales, Brachybasidiaceae. The transcript has a single exon. The record is from RefSeq and is a predicted model, not a curated record. The coding region runs from base 213 to 1388 and encodes 391 amino acids. Gene Ontology annotation, cellular component: mitochondrion. Gene Ontology annotation, molecular function: protein-containing complex binding.
CACGUGAUCAGCUAGCAUGCCCAUGCACACCCAAUCGGAAUUUCCACCGCGCGCCUUUUGUGGCAGGCAGGACGUGUUUGCUGCACUCUUACUGGCUGGCGGUAGUGUUGCCUACAUUAAUUAUCAACUGCUUCCAAGCGUGCAACAAUACGGCAUUCAUUCAAGGUAGAUCACCAUCAUCUUAAACGUCUGGAUCACAACAAAGCAGCAGGAUGGUGCAAGCAAUUGCAUUGGCAUCACGUACAGGAUGCGGUAAAAGUGUAAACUUGCGAUCUGCUAAAGCAUCUUCCUCGUUCCUAAAAAUCCAAUCACAUCAAUUGCACGAUUUAACAAUCAAGAGGAAGACUGGUUUGCCAAUCCAACGUGCCGGUCCAUUCGGAGGAGGUCGUUCAUCCGUUUCAGGUCAUGUCGCUACAGUUUUCGGAUGCACAGGAUUCUUGGGAAGGUAUUUGGUCAACAAAUUAGCCCAAAAGGGAACACAAGUUGUCGUACCUUAUCGUGAUGAAGAUGAAAAGAGACAUUUGAAACCUAUGGGAGAUUUGGGUCAAAUUGUACCAAUGGAAUGGGAUUUGCGAAACGAUGAACAAAUUGCUGAAUGCAUGCGUCACUCAGAUGUUGUAUACAAUCUUGUCGGAAGGAAUUACGAUACAAAGAACUUUAAGUUCCAGGAUGUAAACGUCACUGGAGCUGGACGUCUAGCUGCCAUUGCAGAGAUGUUGGGAGUUUCACGUUUCAUUCACGUUUCUCACUUGAACGCAGAUGUCAACUCUCCCAGCACCUUCUUACGUACAAAGGCAGAGGGAGAAGAAGCUGUCAAGCGUGCAUUCGAAGGAGCAACUAUUGUCCGACCUGGUCAUCUAUUCGGUCAUGAAGACAGAUUUUUGAACCAAAUGGCAAGCUAUCCCCUUCUAUGGCACGUCAAUCACAUGAAGACUAAGAUGCGACCUGUUCACUCGAUCGAUGUGGCACAAGCAUUGGAGGUCAUGUGCGAUGCUGAUAACACUUCUAUGGGUCAAACAUUCAGCUUAGCAGGGCCAAAAACAUACACCAUUGCUCAAAUGCUACAAUUGGUGGAAGCAUUAACAUACAACAAGAUUAUCCGUCAUGGAUUGAAUGUACCCAAGUUCGCUCUCAAAACUGCUACAAAAGUUGCUGAUUUGGCAUGGUGGCCUAUGUUCAGUCCUGAUGAGGUUGAACAAAGAUACCAUGAUGACAAAGCUGAUGAGCCUGGCACUUUAGGAUUUGCUGAUUUGGGUAUUGAGCCUGAUACGUUGGAGGAAAGAGCGAUCCUUUACUUGCGCAGAUACCGUAGCAAUUUGUACUUUGAACAACCUGUGGAAGGAUCUGGUAUGAAGCUCAAGAAGCAGAGAUACCAUGUUGUUGAUUAAGAGGGA